AUGUCGCACAGGAAGGAAAUUGACCGCGUGUUCAAGAAGAUUGGGGAGGGGCUGGAGAUAUUCAACACCCUGUACGAGCGCCACGAGAACGCCUCGAACGGGUCUCAGAAGGAGAAACUGGAGAACGACCUCAAGAAGGAGAUUAAGAAGCUGCAGCGGUUUCGAGAACAGGUGAAGAACUGGCAGGCCACGAAUGAGGUCAAGGACAAGGAGCGGCUCAACGAGAACCGUCGGCUGGUCGAGCAGGCGAUGGAGAAGUACAAGGUGGUAGAGAAGGGGUCGAAGACAAAAGCGUUUUCGGACGAGUCGCUGGCGAGCUUUGACGACCCGCAGGAGGACAACGAGGCGAUCGAGUUUGUGCGCGAGACGCUGGACGAGAUCCAGCGGCAGGAGGAGACGCUGGAGAGCGAGCUCGACCGGCUGGGCGCCAAGAAGGGCAAGAAGACCAGCGCCGUCGACGAGCGCAAGUCGGAGAUCGAGGACCUGCUGGAGAUCCACCAGUUCCACAGAGAAAAGCUCGAGGUGGUAUUGCGGCUGCUCGAGAGUCACGUGCUGCGGCCCGAGGAGAUAAUGAACAUCCAAGAGGACAUCAAGUACUAUCUGGAAGAGAACCAGGACCCGGACUUUGUGAACGACGACACCAUCUACGACGACCUGAACCUGGACGUCGACGAGACCACGCUGCACGACGGCAGCUCUGUGCAGAACGGCACGCACAGGGAGGAGGAGUCUGUUCUCGCGUCGACGGCGCCGAUCUCCGUGUCUGUGCCGGAAACCACUCCUCAAAAGAAGAAGGAGAGCACGCCGACGCCGUCCACCGUCCAGGCCUCGCCUGUGGCGACCGCCAAGCCACCGGCGCCCCUGAAGCCCGUGCAGACGCCGCCGGUGAGCGUGCCGAAGAUGGCCACGCCGACGACGUCGCUGGCCAAUCUGGCCGGCAGCCUAUCGUCCAUGAGCACGCUGAAGCCUGCGCCGGUGCCCGCCAAGCCUGUGGGGGAGCUCAAGUGGGCCGCUGCAGUGAGCCAGACGGCCAACGGGCGGCCGAAACCAGAGGAAAAGCCGGCCACGCCGGCCACGCCGCUCUCGACGCUCAACACCAACGCGCUGAACGCCGCCAGUGUGCUGGAGGCGCUGAAAAAACAACGACCUCAGGACGGGGCGUCGCGCAGCAGCUCAGAGUCCCGGACGGCGUCCAGCACGGCAGGCGUUGGGUCUGUGGGGUCCGGCGACGUUGCCAACGACCCAAACUUUCGGUUUCUGCCUCCAGGCAUCCAGAGCACGAUCCUGUCGUUUGUGAUGGCCAGAAACCGGGGCGAGUCCGAAAAGACGCCGUCGCUGUCGAGCGUCGGCGCCAUGCUUGCCGUUCCCCGCCGCUUCUCGCCGCUCAGCGAGGGAACGUAUCCGCCGGGACUGGAAGCACAGCGGGUUUCGGCGAUCUGGAACAGCGUGCGCGUGAGCAACAACAUCGAGAUCGACUCGCAGAAUGUCGACACCGCCACGCUGUUCUACGCCUACUACUACGCCCUGUCGCAGAAAGAGCGAGACGUCGCCGCGUCGGUGCUGGCCUCCAGGCUCUGGAGAGUCAACAACGACAGGACCAUGUGGUACCAGCGCCAUUCGCAGGUGAAAGUGUCGGGCGACGGCUUUGAGAUCUCCGACUUCAACAUUUUCGACGCGGAAAAAUGGAGCUUCUACGAGAAGAAGAACCACAGGGUCGACUACUCCCAGUUUGGAAAAUCCUAG
This is a messenger RNA of Ogataea angusta, 1743 nucleotides long. RefSeq lists its product as uncharacterized. Gene Ontology annotation, cellular component: P-body; nucleus; CCR4-NOT core complex. The transcript is spliced from 2 exons. NCBI's taxonomy places the organism in Eukaryota, Fungi, Ascomycota, Pichiomycetes, Pichiales, Pichiaceae. The record is from RefSeq and is a predicted model, not a curated record. Gene Ontology annotation, biological process: nuclear-transcribed mRNA poly(A) tail shortening; regulation of DNA-templated transcription. The coding region runs from base 1 to 1743 and encodes 580 amino acids.